This is a messenger RNA of Siniperca chuatsi (mandarin fish), 7445 nucleotides long. RefSeq names its product H(+)/Cl(-) exchange transporter 4. Gene Ontology annotation, cellular component: membrane; early endosome; synaptic vesicle. Gene Ontology annotation, biological process: chloride transport; transmembrane transport. NCBI's taxonomy places the organism in Eukaryota, Metazoa, Chordata, Actinopteri, Centrarchiformes, Sinipercidae. Gene Ontology annotation, molecular function: voltage-gated chloride channel activity. The record is from RefSeq and is a predicted model, not a curated record. The transcript is spliced from 12 exons. The coding region runs from base 167 to 2476 and encodes 769 amino acids.
UGUGGGAAGCAGUCUCUGACGCUGUCUCCCAGCUGUUUAUUUCUUGACAUUUAACGCCACUUUUCUCUCUAUAUCAAAGCUAAAAUGCAUCACAAAGUCGACAUUAAAUAAGUUAUUAUUUUAAAAGAAACAUUUCCCGCCCCUAGUCGUUAGGACGGACUGAAACAUGGAGGCCGGUGAAGGUGUCAGCAGUGCCACGCCCACGGAGGAGAUGAAUGGAGCUGGAAACUUGAUGGAUUUCCUGGACGAGCCUUUUCCUGACGUGGGCACGUAUGAAGACUUCCACACCAUUGACUGGCUGAGGGAGAAAUCCAGAGACACAGACCGCCACCGCAAGAUCACCAGUAAGAGUAAAGAGUCCAUUUGGGAGCUGAUCAAGAGCCUGCUGGACGCCUGGUCGGGAUGGGUGGUGAUGCUGCUCAUCGGACUCCUCUCAGGUACGCUGGCCGGAGUGAUCGACCUGGCGGUGGACUGGAUGACAGACCUGAAGGAAGGUGUGUGUCUGUCGGCCUUCUGGUACAGCCACGAGCAGUGCUGCUGGACGUCCAACGAGACGACUUUCGACGACCGAGACAAGUGUCCGCAGUGGCAGAAGUGGGCCGAGCUGAUGACCGGCCACGCUGAGGGAGCAGGAGCGUACGUGUUGAACUACUUCCUGUAUGUUCUGUGGGCUCUGCUGUUUUCCUUCCUGGCGGUGUCACUGGUGCGAGUGUUUGCUCCGUAUGCCUGCGGUUCAGGAAUCCCAGAGAUCAAGACAAUCCUCAGCGGCUUCAUCAUCCGGGGCUACCUGGGGAAGUGGACCCUGCUGAUCAAGACGGUCACUCUGGUCCUGGCGGUGUCGUCGGGUCUCAGCCUGGGCAAGGAGGGCCCUCUGGUCCACGUGGCCUGUUGCUGCGGAAACCUGUUCUGCAGCCUCUUCUCCAAGUACAGCAAGAACGAGGGCAAGCGGCGAGAGGUGCUAUCAGCUGCAGCAGCAGCUGGAGUGUCGGUGGCCUUUGGAGCGCCCAUCGGAGGAGUUCUGUUCAGCCUGGAAGAGGUCAGUUACUACUUCCCUCUGAAGACUCUGUGGCGUUCGUUCUUCGCCGCCCUGGUCGCUGCCUUCACACUGCGCUCCAUCAAUCCGUUUGGCAACAGCCGCCUGGUGCUCUUCUACGUGGAGUACCACACGCCGUGGUACAUGGCCGAGCUGGUCCCAUUCAUCCUGCUGGGCGUGUUCGGCGGCCUCUGGGGGACCCUCUUUAUCCGGGCCAACAUCGCCUGGUGCCGGCGGAGGAAGACCACCCAGCUGGGGAAGUACCCGGUCCUGGAGGUCAUCGCUGUGACAGGUAUCACUGCCGUGCUGGCGUUCCCCAACCCGUACACCCGGCGCAGCACCAGCGAGCUCAUCUCUGAGCUCUUCAACGACUGCGGCGCGCUGGAGUCGUCGCAGCUCUGUGAUUAUAUUAAUAACCCCAACAUGAGUCGCCCGGUGGACGACAUCCCAGAUCGACCGGCGGGGCCCGGGGUCUACAACGCCCUGUGGCAGCUCGCCCUCGCUCUCAUCUUCAAGAUCGUCAUCACCAUCUUCACCUUUGGCAUGAAGAUCCCGUCAGGCCUCUUCAUUCCCAGCAUGGCGGUUGGAGCUAUCGCAGGACGGAUCGUCGGGAUCGCCGUGGAGCAGAUGGCGUACCACCACCACGACUGGAUCAUCUUCAAGAACUGGUGCCGGCCCGGCGCAGACUGUGUCACACCUGGACUCUACGCCAUGGUGGGAGCCGCCGCCUGUCUGGGCGGGGUGACCAGGAUGACCGUCUCCCUGGUGGUCAUCAUGUUCGAGCUCACCGGCGGUUUGGAGUACAUCGUCCCCCUGAUGGCCGCCGCCGUCACCAGCAAGUGGGUGGCGGACGCCUUCGGGAAAGAGGGAAUCUACGAGUCGCACAUCCAGCUCAACGGCUACCCCUACCUGGACGUCAGGGACGAGUUCACCCACCGCACCCUGGCCACCGACGUGAUGCGGCCCCGCAGGAACGACCCCCCUCUGGCCGUCCUCACCCAGGACACAACCACGGUGGAGGACAUCGAGACGCUGAUCAAAGACACCGAUUAUAACGGCUUCCCGGUGGUCGUGUCCAGAGAGUCGGAGCGGCUCAUCGGCUUUGUUCAGCGCCGGGACCUCACCCUCGCCAUCAAAAACGCCCGUCAGAAGCAGGACGGCGUGGUGAGCAGCUCGGUGGUCUACUUCACCGAGGACGCGCCGCAGCUGCCGGCCAGCAACCCGCAGCCGCUGAAGCUGCGGCGCAUCCUGAACCUCAGCCCCUUCACCGUCACCGACCACACGCCCAUGGAGACGGUGGUGGACAUCUUCCGCAAGCUGGGCCUCCGCCAGUGUCUCGUCACCAGGAGCGGGCGUCUCCUGGGCAUCAUCACCAAGAAGGAUGUUCUGCGACACAUGGCUCAAAUGAUGAACCAGGAUCCAGAGUCCAUCAUGUUCAAUUAGCAAGAGAGGAAAGCUUUACUCCACCGACGGUGUAAAUAGGUGAAACUGGUGCGACGCUACUGUACUGCAACCUGUGAAAAGUCCCUCCCACCUCCUGACAGGCAAGUCCCAACCCUGUAGUGACCACAGCAGCACUGCUCCACGUGUUUUCAAUGUAACUGUGCUGGAAUAUUUAGCCAGUGGCAGAAUGCUUCUACUUCAGUGUAAAGAUUCAUAGUUUUAACAUUUCAAACCCUCAGAUAAUCGGUUGUUUGCAGACUGAAAAAAAGAGAUAGGAAAACGUAGAGAGCUUCUUUUUCUUUGCUAUCAUCAUCUGAAAACACGUGCUGUCACAUGUUGCUAACAAUGCUGAGAGUUUAGCAGGUUUAAUGUUCAGAGUGCCAAACUCAGGUUCUCCAGUAGCAGCAGCAGCUUUAAUCAUGAUCGACACUCCCACAGUCAUUUGUUUAGUGCUGCUAGUUCAAAUAAAACAUUUAGAAAGUCACGCUGAAGGGACACACUGAGGCUGAAAGCAGUGUUUGCAACUUAGACACGCAGUUGUGGUCAAGUGUAAGGAUGUGUGUUAGUGGAGCUUCAGAGGCGAAUCACAGGGUUACUGCACAGACCUGGAAAGUCUGGCAAAUUGUAGAAAAUGUAUUUGAUACUGAUGAUAUCUAGUGAUCUUACAAUGAUGAAAAUAACGUCAGGAGAAGUCUGUAAAGACUGCUACGACCCGAGGCUCUUUUGCAACGUAUUUUUAUGAGCUUAGCCACGACUCUCAGUUCACACAUGGUGAUCUGUGUUGUUAUAAAUUGUUACAGAGAGGCAUGGAAUAUCAUCUCGUUCAAAAAAAGGUGUGGUUGAAAAUACUGUUUAAAGGUCCAGUGUGGAGGAUUUAGUGGCUUCUAGCGGUGAAAUUGCAGUUUGCAACCAUUUGAACACCGCUCGCCUCGCCCUCCCCUUCCAAGCGUGUAGGAGAAACUACGGUGGCUGCGAAACUUGGGAAAAAUGUGAACAGCCCUCUCUAGAGCCAGUGUUUGGUUUGUCCAUUCUGGGCUACUGUAGAAACAUGGCGGUGCAAUAUGGCGGCCUCCGUGGAAGGGGACCCGCUCCCUCUGUAGAUAUAAACGGCUUAUUCUAAGGUAACGAAAACACAACGGUUCUUAUUUUCAGGUGAUUAUACACUAAUGAAAACGUACUAAAUAAUCAUCAUAUUCUGCAAAUAGAGCCCCCUAAAUAUCACACACUGGACCGUUUAACUUACAGAUUCUCACAUUCCUGAAACUGGAAAAAGUUUGGUAUGUUUGCUUGAUAAAAUUGCUACAGAUACAUUUUCAUACAUCUUCACUAUUUAAUUAAUUCAUUAAUUAAUUGUUUCAGCUCUAUUGUAGCCAGUUGCAUCGGUUGUAGCAGCUCCAAAAAACUGAUUGCUCAGAAGUUAAAUGUCCUGUUCUCUCUCUCUCUUAUAGUGCCCCCCCCCCAACACACACACACACAAAAACAAACACACAAAAACAAACACACAUUAUUUGUCUUAUUAUUAUUUUGUUAUUUGCCUCACAGCUUGUGAAAGUAAGAAACCGAAGGCACAGCCCUGUGAAACAGAGUUCACAGGUACAAACUCAAAUGUACAAGUUCACAAAACUAAGAUUAAAGGUACCAAAGUCUAUUUCAAGCACACUUUUUUGAAUGAUAUAAUAUUCUGUAAUAGUGCUGCCAAUAUACAGUAUGCUGGAAGAUGGUUGAUGUUGGCCUUAGAAAAGUUCAAUUGUUUGUUAAAAAAUCCCACAAAAUGUGUAAAUGUGCUGUUGAGGUGAAAAUCUGUGGAAAGUACAGAAUUUUGUAGGAAUCCUUAAAUCUUGGUGGUUCGCUGGUUUUCGUGGUGAAAUGGUACUCGGGCAUCAUGGAUGCUUUAAAGAAAUGGGACCAGUAGUUUGAAGUCUGAAGUUCAGCCCCACUGAACCCUGAUAUUAUGAUUAUUAUUAUUAUAAACUGUCUGUAACACUGAUUUUAUUUAAAGUUGGAGAGUUUGGGACUGCUGUACUUUGAGUUUGGGUUAACAGUUUCUGUUUUUUGUUGCUGCCAUAUUUAUAUUAAUUCUGCCUGUGUUAAUGUUCGUUUUUAUGCAUCAGUGGCACCAUUCAACUUGUUUCUGUUACUUUGACCUGAAGCUCAUACAAACUGUCUGAAACACUAAAUGUUGCUUUUACUGUAGCAGUUAAGUAUCAGAACACAUUCUUGUCAAUGUUGGAUUUUUGUUAUCUUGUGUUAAUUUAAUUAUGUCAGAAGGUUUUAAAGAGCCUCAAAAUGUGUUCAAUAACAGUAAACUUGCAGGUUCAUUGCACGUCAAACUGUGCGAGAUUCGUCUAUAUAAUUUCUAAUACAUCCAUCUGUUGUGCUGGAUCAUUAUCGCCGCCGCUACUUACCUCAUUAAGCGGAUCGGGUUUCGGCCAGAUGUGACCAGUCCACAGUAAGUACAGUUUCUUGUCAGUAUCGUCAUAUAAAUUCAGUGGUUCCUGGGCAGUUUUUAGCGCCACAGCAUCUCUGACCUCAUGUUUCAUAAUUAUACUAAUGAGUUCCACGCGGUGAGGUUUACAGAUUUUAAACCUGGAGAAAAACUCUUUACUGGCAGGACCCUGAGGUGAUAGAAUUGGCAUCACGUGAGAAAAAGUCGCAUUGGUGCAUCUCUAUUUUUAGUCUACAUACUGAUUGUUUUCUUAUAAUCAAAUUUUCAACUUUCAAGGUGAAGUACCACAUGUUAGGAAAAGGCAGAGUGGCUAAAUCAACAUUUCUUUUCGCUCCAGUGAGCUAUCUUGUAGUUUUAGUUGGUCGAAAUGGAAGGAAAUAGUGUCAACGAAAGGAGCGAAUAUGGUCCUAAAUUUGUGACCUUGUCAGAAUUUUGUCUUGGUCUGGCAAUCACCAGGAGGCACGUCCGUCAUCUUUUUGCAGGUGCUGUGUGCGCGGGUCGUUUUUGUUUUGGCUGUCUUUGGUCUCCAAAUUGUCGUUGGACGUGUCUCACAGACUGUCGCUUUGGAUCGCCUCGAAAGAUUUCGCCAGGUUUCUCUCACGAUUGUCAACUUUUAGAAGUGGGCUUUUCAAAAGGUAACGCAGACGAGAAUAGUUUCAAAACCAGGAAUAAAGUUGACAUAUUCGUUUAACAUUUUUCAGCUAAGUAACCAAUGGUACUAUAAGAUGUCAAACAUAACACAGCACUGCUGUACCUCUAGGCCUGUCACGAUAACUACUUUUGUUGGACGAUAUAUUGUCCCAGCAAUAACUGCGAUAAACGAUAUUAUUGUCAUUUUAAGGGAUACCAUCGCAUUGAUUUGCAUAAAGCAUAGUGGUUGUGUCUGUUGCAGAAAGAGACACAUACAAAAAACUUUAGCCAAAACAUUGUAUAUUUGAAGUAAAAAAAAGUUUUUAUGAAAUCUACAAAGGGAGGGAGAAGAUCAAACGAACUAUUUAAAUAUUUACAAGCUAUAGGAAGCCUCUAAUCCAGAGAUCCGGAGAGAGAGAGCGAGAGAGAAGCUCAAACCUCCACCUACUGACUGUCGGCACACGCCGCAAGACGAAAGACGAGACCCGGCGCUGUUGGCAGAAGAGCCGAGCACUGCGACUGUUCUGAGCAGCGUGCAUGGGGAUGAAUUACAAUAUGAUAUGUGAAUAUAUUUCUCGGCUUUUCCCUGAUGGUCUGAAUAGGUCGCUAAAUUUGUCGCUAGUCACUUUUUAGAAAUAAAGUCAAAAAGACGCUAAAUGUAGCGAGAAAGUCGCCAAGUUGGUAACACUGUGUGUGGAGUAGGAGUAGCCUGAGCCACGCCCACGGCGAAACUCCACGCAAAGAGAAGACGACCAGAGAUGACAGCAACGACGAGAGAUCUCAGAAACCGCUUAGGCGCUGCGCCCGAAGUCUUGUAACGGUAGGGGAAACCCUGCUGUUGAUUCUGGCAUCAUGUUGGCUAAAAUGUUGGUGAUAUUCUUACGUAAACAGACACGCAUGUAAACACAAUAUCGAGGUCAGCAAAAAUGAUCGAGGUCAUGUCCAUAUAUCGUACAGGAAGUAGAUAACGUAAUUAUCGCGACAGGCCUUUGUACCUCUGCUGUUAGUGACAUUGGAAGCUACCUGGAGACACCUGUGGUCAGGCAGCUGCAGAAGGAUCAUAGCAUGAAGCAAAAUAACUGAGGAGGACAGAAGUGUCGUAAAUGUUGCUAAUAUUUCCACGCAGGUCUGGAAAAUGAUCCAGGAAAACAAACGUUAUCAUUUCCUGGACUUAAAAAUAUAAAGCUGCUCUAAAAGAUUCUGGGGAAAAAAAGUUGUUUUUGAUUCCCGCUCCUCGACUGCACAUUCAGUGUUUUUCAUUUCCUGUGUGGUGAAGAAUAACCUCGACCGGUCAGAGCUCCCAGCUGCUAACAGAUCAUAAAAACUGGAAAAACACACUCCGUGUUGUUGAAGCAACUUUUUGUUUUUAAAUGCCAAGAGAAUGUAUUGAAAAAAUAACUGUGUUGUGUAUAUAUAGAAGAUUUAUUGUGUUUAAUUUAAUUUAAUUUUGUCUGAAACACACUAAUGUUGAGCCCUGGGGUUUUUUUUUUCCAACUCUCUAAAUAUUUAUCAGAUGCAUUACUCGUACAGAAAACACUUUUUUUUUUUUGGAAUUUGUAAAUGAAGUGAUUGAAAAAUAAACCUUUCAGUUUACCUUCACAUGAUGAAUAAACGCGGUUCGGUUUGCUUCUUUUUUAAUGUGUACAGAGUUGACAUUGUAGUUCUCACAUUGAUGCUUUUUAUUUAGUUUCCUAAAUUUAAAAGUAAAAGUAAGGGGUCUCUAAUAUGUUAGUGUUUGGGUGUUUUGUAUAUAUUAAUAUAUAUCUUUAAAAAAAACACACUUUGAAAUAGUGAAACAGUCAGAGAUGGCAAGAAAUGAAAAAUAAGCAUUUUCAUUUUUAAAAGCUGUAAAUGGGCUGAUUGUGAAAUAAAUGGAUGUGUUCAUAAAAUCAA